Molecule: messenger RNA, 520 nt
Organism: Hermetia illucens (black soldier fly)
Lineage: Eukaryota; Metazoa; Arthropoda; Insecta; Diptera; Stratiomyidae
Exons: 3
Coding region: 63-443 (126 amino acids)
Source: RefSeq, a predicted model, not a curated record
UGGUAUCUGAACUCAGUAUAGUUUGAAGAAGAAAGUCAGCAAGAAUUAACACAUCUAAUAAAAUGGUACAAGGCCAACGAAACUUGUUAUUAUUAGUUCUGUUCAGUGUUAUAGUAUUUGUGAUAGCUGCAACGACAACGACAACAACAACUAUCCAACCUUUGAAUCCUGAAAAAGCAAGGAGUAAAUUUAGUACAUCAGGUGCAGUGAAUAAAGAUGGCAGCUUCGAGUUCAUUUUGGAAAAUGAAGACUCCGGCAUUUUUAUUGAGAUUGAAGGUAAAGUAUCAACCUCUCAAGGAAAAGCUACACUUGAACUAGCUGGAACCUAUGAAUUUAAAGGUAUUUCCCUACAAUUCGUUGCAAAUGAGGAGGAUGGUCUCGAUAUAAGCCACUUAGCAACAAAGACAACUACACAACCAUACGACUCUGAAGCAUUUGUUUAGUUAGAAUAGACCCCGUCCAAGGAGAAAUUUACAUAUAUUAUAGAUAUGGAUAGAUAUUUUUAAUAUUUAGUUGUUUU